Messenger RNA from Physcomitrium patens, 2840 nucleotides. Its product is annotated as GTP-binding protein BRASSINAZOLE INSENSITIVE PALE GREEN 2, chloroplastic. The record is from RefSeq and is a predicted model, not a curated record. NCBI's taxonomy places the organism in Eukaryota, Viridiplantae, Streptophyta, Bryopsida, Funariales, Funariaceae. Gene Ontology annotation, molecular function: GTP binding. Gene Ontology annotation, cellular component: mitochondrion.
AACCUUAUCCACAUCCCAUGAGCCUUUGUGCACUGUGCAUUAUCUCCCAUCUUCUUCGGGGUUUAGGGUUUAGCGUUAGCAGUGUCUGAAGAUUGGAGAUCCUAGGUCAAUACCCAAUUGACAAUAAUUUGUGUGGAGCGUGAUACUCAUGAGAGAAAUUGCUAAGCACGGGUGAGUUUUGCCGGAAGCGAAGUUGGUUUGUAAUUUCAUAGAUGAGAUUUGGCCGGAAUCGUUAACGGUUUAGGGUUUAGAGUCACUCGGCUGGCAGUCAGUUGAGUCUAGCGAACCAGUCUUUGAAAUUUUGAGAUAUCAAAGAAACGCGGAUGCUCCACAGCAGCAGAUUGGAGUAACGAAAAUGAAGUGAAUUGAGGCGUAUUCGAGGCUCUGGUUUCCAGCUCCCAUGGCCUGCUUAGCUCGCACUGUGUCGGGUUGCUCGUCUGGCCCCGCUGCAAGGUCAUUGGAAUGGGCUCAAGCAAGUAUCGUGUCUAACUCCUUUCGAAUAAUUAGGUUGUAUGCUGGAUCUCGUGUGAGAAAAUCCGUAAAGCAAGAAUGUGUGAAGUAUUGCUUGAUUGGAUUCAGAAAUGGGAAGUUAACGGAGCGACCCAUUGCGGCUUCUGCAUUUAAUUUUGCAAAUAGGUUUUGGGCGUCUCCGUCCUCACCUUCAAGGGUGACGUUUGAUGGACCAUUCUUUGGCUCUCAUAAUUUUUGCAGUAGUUCAAGUAGCGGGUCUAGGUUCAACGAUAAGGAAAAACAUUCCACAUCCGUAGAAUGUGUAAAAUCGAGUUCAACAAACACGAAUGCCGCUUUCGAGAGAAGGCGGCAGAGGUACUUGGAAAAGUUAGCAUGUCCUGGUUGUGGAGUUUACAUGCAAGACACGGAUCCAAAAAGACCCGGGUACUUCAAAAUGCCAGCCAAUUUCGGGAAAUCGGACGAUGAAUUUGAGGAAAAUGUGGUUGGAGGCAUGGAAGAAGACGAGUCGGAAGAAUUUAGCGACGAUGAUGAUGAGGAGUUCUCUGGAAGAGCCGAAUUGGACGAAUCUGAUUUUACACUUGACGAGGACGAAGAAGAUAUGGACAUGGAUACUCGACUGAAAAAUGCAACAGAGUGGAAUGAGAUAGGGGGCAAUAAGCUGGCUGGGAAGGAUGCUUGGGCUGAGAUACUGGGUGGGAAGAACUGGCGAAAGAAGGAUGGAGCGCAGGGAGAAGCAGAGGAAGAGGAAAAAGUUGUGGUUUGCGCUCGCUGUCAUGCCUUACGGAAUUAUGGGAAAGUCAAGGAUGAAAGUGUGGAAAAUCUACUUCCCGAUUUCGACUUCGAGCGAGUAGUUGGUGCACGGUUGAAGAAGGCCUAUGGCAGGCGAGCAGUGGUUUUGAUGGUUGUGGAUGGAUCAGAUUUUGAUGGCUCAUUUCCACGAAAAGCGGCCGAAGUGCUUGCUGAGGCUGACGAAGAAUUAGGUACGGCUUGGCAGGAAGGCAAAUCUGGGAACACCCCAAGGUUGUUAGUUGUGAUGAACAAGAUCGAUCUUCUUCCCAAGCAGAUCUCUGCUAAUCGUCUCGAGCAAUGGGUACGCCGAAGAUCCAAAGCUGGGGGCGUGACCCGAAUUGCCGGCGUCCACACAGUGAGUGCGUUCAAAGGGUGGGGGAUUGAGCAACUGGCGGAUCACAUAAAGCAGCUUGCUGGUCCCAGAGGAGAUUGCUGGGUUGUUGGUGCCCAGAAUGCUGGAAAGUCUUCCCUCAUAAACUCCUUGGCGAAGUUUGCUGGAGAGAAGAGGAGAGUGACGGCGUUGACGGAAGCAGCAGUUCCUGGUACUACACUAGGGGUUCUUAAGUUGGAAGGGAUAUUGCCAGCUCGGGCACGGCUGUUUGACACGCCAGGUCUGAUUCAUCCCCAUCAACUCAGCACCAAGCUCAAUCGGGAGGAGCUUAAGUUAGUGGAAGUGCGCAAGGAACUGAAGCCCAGAACCUUUCGCGUGAAGGUAGGUAGCACUGUGCAUGUAGCAGGACUACUUCGACUGGACGUUAUGGAAGCCCCGUCUGAGAGCAUCUAUGUGACUGUCUGGGCAUCUGCUCUGCUGUCUUGUCACAUGGGAAAAACUGAGAAGGCUGAGGAACUUUUCGAGAAGCACCUCGGUGACAGAUUGGCGCCACCGGUGGAUAAGGAGCGUGCUGCCGAAAUAGGACGAUGGGUAGCAAGGAGGGUGACCGUGACUGGAGAUUCUUGGGAACACAGUAGUGUAGAUGUAGCUGUGGCCGGUCUGGGCUGGGUGGGCAUUGGCGUCAAAGGCAUUGCAGUUCUGCAAGCUUGGACGUACGAGGGCGUCCAGGUGACGACUCAUGAAGCCAUGGUAUUCGACAUGGCGGCAAUCUUUGAAAAGCCCGGUUUUACUGCAAUGAAGUCUCCCAACAAAGGUGACAAGAAGUCCAAAGGUCAAAAAUCAAAACCGAAGCAGACCAAACCUAUGGAAGAAAUGGUCUUUUGAACAACUUUGGCUUAUGUUUUGAAGUCUCCUUUGUGUCAUUUCAAGUAGUUGCGCAUCAAUUUCAAAAUCUUUAGCAGAUAGACGCGCUGCUAGGUAUUCAUUACUGAACUUAGGUUAGAGACAAAUAUCAGUUGAAGUAAACAUUAAAUGGUGCAGUCUAGAGCAGAAUCGAACAUAUUUUAGCGUCAACCUUUUGAUGAAAAAAGUAUUUUUCAGAACAGUAAAUCUUAGCAAGUACUCAAAUUCCCAGAUGACUUAUCUUAGCCACCCAAUUACCGACCUCAGCCUGCCGUAUCUUUUGGAACACAUAUCUCGGUUUUUUCAAUUACAAAAAAAUUAGAAUUCGAUGAUUUCAUAGGUCAAA